Helicoverpa zea (corn earworm) is the source of this 4806-nucleotide messenger RNA. RefSeq lists its product as uncharacterized. The record is from RefSeq and is a predicted model, not a curated record. The transcript is spliced from 8 exons. Gene Ontology annotation, cellular component: membrane. Gene Ontology annotation, molecular function: heme transmembrane transporter activity; heme binding. NCBI's taxonomy places the organism in Eukaryota, Metazoa, Arthropoda, Insecta, Lepidoptera, Noctuidae. Bases 760 to 2172 code for a protein of 470 amino acids. Gene Ontology annotation, biological process: transmembrane transport; heme export.
ACCAUAACUUCAAAUGAGGAACACUAGAGGAACACAGUUCGUGAAUCAGUGCCCGUCUUUAUAUUGACGAAAGACGAACAUAAAAGUUGUGUGCUAGUGUUGUGUUAUCACAAUCAAGUAUUGCAUUAUUAACGAUGUUUUCGUGAAGUGUUUUAGUGCAAUAAUAUAAGUUUUACAGUGAAAAGUUGGAACAAUAUUGCGGCAAAAUUUGUAGGUUAUGUUUGGUCGCUUUCACGCUGUUUCUGAGUAGAUAUUACGGUCAGCAAAAACAUAUGCCAACAUUUUUUUUACACGUAGGUAAUUAGAUGCGUGGUAUGGUGAGAAACAGCGGUAUCACCAAAGUCUGAUAGAUUUUAUCUAAGGUAGGCUUAGUUAGCUAGAAAGUUAGUCAUCCUGACAAAAAACUUGGGACCAAAUAUUGUGAUCUGUGAAUAAUAUCAGUGAAACAGUGUCUUAUAAAUAUUAACCAGGCCUUACGAACUUUUUAUUGGAUAAAGGCCUUAUGAACUUUUAUUAAAAAGAGGCCUAAGUUUUAUUGAGAAGAGGCCUUACGAACUUAUAUAGAAAAUAUGCUUACAUUUGAUUGAAAAAGGCCUUACAAACAAUUAUUGUAAAAGGCCUUAUGGACGUUUAGUUUAAAAGGAAUAACGGACGUUUAAUGAUAAGAGGCCUAAAUUUUUAUUGAAAACAGGCCUAACGAACUUUUAUUGAUUAAGGUCUUAUAAACUUUUAUUGAAACAAGGACACAACAAAAUUGAAAUGACGAAGAAGAGCUUAACGCAUACCAACCUAUUGAACCCAGCAGAACCCGAGGUUCCUAAAAUAAGUCUUGAAGGCGAAGUGUCAAGGAGAAGUUCUAUAGCAUGCAGCGUCAUAGACAAUUUGAGCAUGAGGGGUAGAAUCUACGACGUGAAACAAAACAGAUGGGUCAUCCUCUGUAUGUUUGUGAUUUACUCAGCUUCGAACUCUAUGCAGUGGACACAGUACACUAUAAUCCAGGAUAUUAUAGUGAAGUACUAUGGCGUCACCGGGAACGUAGUGUCGUGGACUUCGAUGGUUUAUAUGAUAACGUACGUGCCUUUAAUAUUCCCGGGAAGCUGGUUCCUGGAUAAAACGAAUCUUCGCGUGACCACCAUCAUCGGAUCCUUCGGGACCUGCCUAGGAGCAUGGCUGAAGGUGUUCUCAGUGCCCCAGGAUAUGUUCUGGCUGGGCUUCACCGGCCAGACCGUGGUGGCUGUGUCCCAGGUCUUCAUCCUCAACGUGCCUCCGAGGCUGGCAGCUGUGUGGUUCGGAGCCGAUCAGGUGUCCUCAGCUUGCAGUAUUGGCGUGUUUGGGAAUCAGCUAGGCGUUGCCGUCGGGUUCGUGCUGCCUCCGAUGCUGGUCCGUGCGUCGGGCACCAUUCCUGAGAUCGCGGCUGAUCUGCGACUCAUGUUCUACCUCAUCGCUGGCUUCACUAGUGUGCUGUUUGUCUUCAUACUGCUUUUCUUCAAAGCCGCGCCCCCGUCACCGCCAUCAGCCGCAGCCGACCUCGGCAACAGCCUGGACUCGAACUUCCUCCUGUCUCUGAAGAAGCUGAUCACCAACCGCAACUAUGUGCUGCUCCUCAUCUCGUACGGACUCAACGUGGGGACCUUCUACGCCAUCUCGACCCUGCUCAAUCAAGUCAUUCUUACUUAUUAUCCGGGUGCUAACAUAGACGCGGGUCGCAUCGGCCUGGUGAUCGUAGUGGCCGGCAUGGCAGGCUCUGUGGUCUGCGGCCUCAUCCUCGACAAGACGCAUCGUUUCAAGGAGACCACGCUCUCGGUGUAUGCUGCCUCAGUUGUGGGGAUGCUCAUCUUUACCUUCACUUUGGACUGCGGUUAUAUCUCUGUCGUGUAUUUGAGCAGUAUUUUGCUUGGGUUCUUCAUGACCGGCUACUUGCCCGUUGGAUUCGAGUUUGCUUCAGAAGUCACGUAUCCUGAACCAGAGGGAACCACAUCAGGCAUCCUGAAUGCCGUAGUUCAGAUAUUCGGCAUAGUAACGACCCUCUUAUACGAGUGGAUGCUGGGCACAGUAGGAGAUCGCUGGUCGAACCUGACACUCUGUGGGCUGCUGGCGUUCGGCACGGCCAUCACGGCCGCCAUUCGCUCCGACCUGCGCCGACAAGCUGCGCAGAACAACGCCAAGGAGUAGACUGUGACGUCACAUGUUCUGUUCUAAAAGUAUUUUUAAAUCAAUGCAAUUGUAAGGAGGUUUUAUUAUGUAGAAGAUUAUGAUGUUACGGUCUAACUUUCAGCCAAUCUCUUUUCUGUGUAUGUCGAUGUUGAAUUUUUCGUUGUGCAAACUGUAGGUAUACGAUCUGUGACUACAGUUUAGAAAUAGCAAAUGAUGAUAUCUAAUUAAUAAAAGUUUACCCGAGGCGAUAAUUUGUUCUAGACUAAUUUUGAGGCACACUUUUUAGUUUCUAUCAGGGAAAGAAAUUAGGUGCGAUCAAAUUGUGAUUGUGAAGCUUACAGUGGGCUAUGGCGAACUUGUCUCGAAUUCACAAAAUUUUUGAAUGCGAAGGUGUGCCUCCUCGACUUGAGGCUAAGUUCAAUGCCUCGUGGACUUUUCAUUAACAGAGGACAAAACGACGUAGGUUCUAGAUUUUAAUGUAGAGCUAGAAACUUUGAAAUCACGACAAUAAUUGUGUGACUGUAACUAUAUACGGUAGUUUUUGCCACAAACUAGAAUAAAAUGGAGAUGUAUUCACUUAUCUAUGGAUGUUGUAGUUUGAUGGAGUAUUUACGAAAAAUCAAAUUUUGGAUGGAAAUUAUCGAUAAAUAUUUUAAAUACAUGAUGUUAUUGUCGUAGCUGAUUGAUACCUAUUUGAAAUAACUAGGAGUCUUUGAUAUUAGAAAGAAGACUUAUAUUUUAUUAAAAAAAUUACGGAAGCGACUUUCUUGUGGAAUUUUAAAGUAAGUGUGGUAUUAUACUUAGUGGAUAUUAAUGAGUUCAGGAUUUAUCUCAUCUUAUUGGUGUUAGGAAAAACAUAUUUGGAAUUAUAUACUUGCAAACGGCAAUAUAAAUAAGCUAUAAUAAUAAAGAAGUUAAUAGCUCUAGGUUCUCAAAAAUUAGUACCUAGAUAUUUGUUGCUGUUGAAAAAAUGGACGUGAAUAAGUUAACUACUUAUGAUUUUUCGAAAUUAAUGAAUUGAAACUUAUUAAGAUCUCCAAAUGAUAUUUCACCUCUAAGGUUCAAUGCGCCUAAACAACAGACAAUUCUUAUAGGAUAGCAUUCUCAUUUCGAUCAAAGUGAGUUUAUGCCCAAAGAAAUAUUUAAAAACUUUCGUUUCGGCCUAAAAGGUCAGAUAAUAAAUCUUUAAUGCAUUUAGAACUGUAGAUUAUUAUAACUAGUAUAAAUAAAUAAUUUAAAUUAGUACCUAUACGUAUUUAUAUUAGCAGAGUUCUUGGCAGUUACGACAAGCAGAGCUUGACAACCUCGAGACACUGUCUGUAGAUACCUAUAUUCCUAAUUUAUUUGUGAUUUUGAAUCCUAUUGAUAUUGUGAUCUAUAAAGGUUUUAUUUACUGCUUACCUAUACUGUGUAAUCUCUUCGUGUUAAAAUUAAAAUUAGUAAUUGUACCUAUAGACGAAAAUGUGGUAUUGAAAAUGCAAGUGAACUCGUGAAAUUGUGCAGGAAGUUGGUACCUAUAUCUAAUAAACGGAAAUUGUCGAAAACCUACGUAGAUAACGUUUUUACCUAUGUACAAUGUGAUAGAGGGCAAUCCUACACGUUACUAAAAUUUGUGCCUCGCCACGACCUGAGGCAUAUUGUACCUAAAGCUGCCUCAAAUUGAGACCGUUCCCCAUCCUUCGACCAUAGACGAGUUUACUUGCAUUUUAUUUCUAAAAUAAGAAUGUGUAUGUAUGCGUGCCAAUACAUGUAGAUAAUUGUAGGUAGGUACGUGAUAUCAAUGUGAUUAUGUUGUGAGUACCCAGUAUUAAUUAAUUUAAUUAAUUGUGUAAUUAUUGUAAAAGAUCCUUUUAUACCUACCUAUGAAUUAUUUUAGACUUUAAGAUGUGCUACGUUUAUUUAUAGAUCCUAGUAGAUAAAGUUACCUAUCGUGUGUGGUUAUCGUUUUAGUUAAACGCUAUUUAAAGUGAUACGCGAAGCUUCUAAGUAUGGUGGGCUAUCGUGGCAGUUUUAAAUAAUAAAAAAAACACGCAAUAGGUUCAUGUAACUGCUAACGUUCGCUUUGAAACACUUUAGAGAACAAAGUGCAAAUUAGUUUCCUUUGUCUAUGCUUUUGCUGAGGAGUUGAUGUUUAUUUUGCUUAUUAAUGGGGCAUAGAAAGCUCUUCAAUAAAUUUUACUGAAGGUUCCUAUAAAACUUCUUUUUAACCAAAAAUGUUCAGUUUAUUUUUUGUCUACUUUUCAAGCUAGAGCCAAUUUUAAAUAUUCAACUACUCCCACUGCUUCAUAUCUUAUCAAGUUAUACCUGAAACUGAUAUAAACUGAUCUAUUAAAGUGACAACAAUAACAAAGUUUAGAAACUUUGGGAUCUUUCAGAUUGGACCGUCCGUUAGGUACCUAGGUACCUACCUAACGCACGCUAACCACGCCACACGUCUAAUUUGAAAGAACCCUUUUAAAGACAGGCAACGUAAUUUAACCGAAUAAGGCUAAUAACAAUAUUUUUGGAAGAGAUAGGGUAGUCAGACUAUGCUUAUUAUGCUUCAAGUUUCACUGUCAUUCCAAUAGAUUUAGUUAAGUUUUACUUUUUAAAUAGAUACCUAAUCAAUGUGUUAAAAUGUUAAAUAAUUGUUUAAUAAAAUCUGUUGAUGGA